Oldenlandia corymbosa var. corymbosa is the source of this 1137-nucleotide messenger RNA. NCBI's taxonomy places the organism in Eukaryota, Viridiplantae, Streptophyta, Magnoliopsida, Gentianales, Rubiaceae. The record is from the annotation of a GenBank genome assembly.
AUGUCUAAUUCUAAAGGGCCUUCUAGCAUGAGAAACAUGAUGUUGAAUGGCAGGAACUCUCUCUUGCCUCCUAAAAGUCCAUUUCCUAGCACUGCUCCAUCAUUUGUUGAUUAUAUCCCCAGUUCAGUGAUAGGGCAAAAAGGUACCAUAAAAGCGCGGGAAGGGUACUCAAACCAUCAACGGACUUCCUCUGAAAGCUUAGUAAUAGAGGAGCAGCCUUCUUGGUUAGAUGAACUCCUUAACGAGCCAGAAACCCCAGUACGUAGAGGUGGUCAUCGGCGUUCAUCAAGUGAUUCAUUUGCAUACAUUGAUGCAGCUAAUGCUGUAGGUGCAGAUUAUGUAACUCAAGAUGACAUCAGAUUUCAUAAUAUGAUGCCGGUCGCUUCAUGGGGAUCUCAAGAGGUUGAUCAUUACAGAGAUGCUCAGCGUCCUUUUGUUCCAGACUUCAAUGCUUUUGGAAAAUAUAAAAAUCGCGCGUGGGAUGCGUCGACAAACUCUUUCACUCAUCUGCGUGGAUUUCCUCCUUCUGGAAACAUUCUUCAAAACUCAGGAAUGUCACGUGCUCAACAAGAAUCUGAAGUAUUUCCAUCCACUGCUUCAGAUAAGCAUGAUGGUGACUCUGGCCCCCAGGAUCUUAAAGGGUCUUCCGAGAAAAAGGAUCUUUCUAAUGGAAAGCCUUCUGCAUCUGAAACCGACUCCAAACGUGCAAAGCAGCAAUUUGCUCAGCGUUCACGGGUUAGGAAAUUACAGUACAUAGCUGAGCUGGAAAGAAACGUGCAAGCCUUACAGGCAGAAGGUUCUGAGGUUUCUGCUGAGCUUGAGUUUCUCAACCAGCAACAUCUUAUUCUCAGUAUGGAGAAUAAGGCUUUAAAGCAACGCUUAGAAAGUUUAGCUCAGGAGCAGCUUAUAAAAUACGUUGAGCAUGAGGUAUUGGAGAGGGAAUUAGGAAGAUUACGAUCCCUAUAUCAUCAGCAACAGCAGCCACAGCCACUGCAGCAACAAUCUCAACAGCAUCAGACAUCUGGUCAUCGACGCAGUAGCAGUAAAGAUCUUGAUUUACAGCUUGCAAACCUUUCUCUGAAACAAAAAGAUACUAGUUCUGCACGGGUUGAUGUUCCUCGCCAACUUAACAUUUGA